AUCAAAGUUAGGAGUAUGUAGUGUAUGUGACCCCAAAGGGUCGAGAUUUAGAGAUUGGCAAAGUGUUACAUAUAUGUAUUUAUAGAGAUGGUAAAAUCAUAUCAUAUUUGUGCUUAUGUAGGAUUAGUCGGGUUGUCAUCUUAAGUCCAUGUUAUCCGGACAUGGACUUAUGGGUGAGAUGCGAGAGCAGGAAAAUAUACUGUACGUCUUCCUGUUCAAGGUGUUCCUAUAGACACCCAACCCGCUGGUGUCAAUUUAUGCUUGUAAUUUAGCGCCUUUGAUUAGUGAAGCAAAAUUAUGUGAUUAGCGGAUAAUUCCAAGUAAUACAAAUUCUAGUAAUUAUUUUAAAUUAGUUUGGCCCCCACCUAACAUUUUGAUCAGUCAAUAUCAUGCGUCACCCAGUCCAUUACCUAAACCCGAAGCAAGUCGUUGAGGACUCUAUCCUCGUUGGACGACGCAGGGUUAUCCUCUCCUCCUCGGUCGACCUCCGAGCCCAUCGACCGUCUCGAUCCAACCUCCCACUCAUGAAAAUCCUCCCACCACCCAGGACGAAGCACAAUGAGUUCAAAGAGGAGCAUGACCACCACCAGACUUCCAGCCACUACCCACGCCAAGGCACACAUUCCUCCCUCAUCCAAAAUAAUCCCCUCGCCUGGGAUGGCGAAGAUGCGAAUCAUGAGCAAUUACCGGACGAGAAGGCUUCCGAGCUUGAUGAUGAAGAUGAUCAGAUUGAAAAAGAGGUUUUCAUUCUGAAGCGUGACUUCUCCUUGCGGGCGCUGAGCGUCACGGACCGGGUGGAUGGGAAGGACCACUCGCAGGUAAUCUUUCCACGCGCCGCUAUCCCUUCUGCAAGUCGACAACAACCUGCUUCUGGAACCUCCCUCGUUCUCCUUUGGGCCAGAAAACCUUCUCUUCUACCGCCCAUGAGUGUUUCUGAGGAGCAGAUCGUGCCUACCACUCAACCACGCCCGUAUUGCUCAAGCGAAGAGUGGAUGUUUUUGUCAACGGGGAACAGGCGGCAACGCACCUGUCCUCAAACGCUCGCCCUGGAUCCUGACACCUCUGCUGACCCUGUCACUGUGGAGCUAAUCCUCCCUCGGGGAGAAAGUCAAUCAGCCUGGAAUAAAUACCCCUGCCAGCAUUUCGAGCCGAGAAGUAGCUGGAAUAAGGGAGUAAACCCACUGGACUUGGCCAUGAAUCUCCUCCCCAGAGGCCAUUCGGAUGGGAAAGUACACCGUCUGUCCUCGCCGUUUGAAAACUUCCAAGUCGACCCUGACUACCCAUACGGACUUCACUUUUCUCCAGGAGUUCACUCCAGGUGUGAAUUACUUUUUGAAUCUCCGGACCCCGAGUACGCAGAGAAUUAUGAGGGGGCCGCCCUGCCAGGACCAUCCCACCGACCGCCCACACCCCCAUUUAAGCGCCACUUCCUCUACCGCUACAACCGGGCGAGCAUCCUCCCAGUACCGACCCACUACGAGGAGGGGAUCAUUCGCAAGGUGAACUGGACCAGGUUGAACCCUGUGGACGAAGCCAAGUUCAUACACCAAGAGCUGGAGGAGAGGGCGAUCGACGUUCUCAAGGCGAAGGAGAUUUACGAAGCCUUCCGUUCCCAGUCCAUCGCACUCGGGAAUCAGUACUAUUUUGAGUGGGAGAGUCGCCAACUCGAGGCUCAGCGGAACGUUUGGGACAAGUACAAGUACAACUUGGAAGCGAUGCACUACUUUUCCCAAGCCUCUCGAUUCGACCGCGGCCUCGAGUUAAACCGACCAAAGCCCAUUCUCAUCCUCAACGAGAGCGUGACCAAGCUGCUCCGCAACCAUGAAGAAACGCCACCCCAAUACUACGAUACUGAUGUUUGGGACGACGUGACAGUCUGGCCAUUCCCACCAACCCAACCCAGACCGUUCUUCUAUCAGGGGAAUCGGGCCUGGUUGUGGCGCCUGCGGAUGGAAAAUGGCCCCUCCUUCGUACCUGGAGGAUACUUCUACCAUUUGUGGGAUGUUCGGGAGACUGGGGAGAUUUACAACGUACAGGAAAUGGAAUUCGCACGUCUUCGAGAUUUCCCACCUCCUGGAAUUGAUAGCCCAGAAGGAACACCGGUGCAGAAGGGUGUCAUGAGUGGAAUUUUCAACCAGAACAUCACACCCCCUCCAGAGUGGGAGAACUUUGAAGAGAAGGAAGAGGCAGAGUGCAUAUUUACAUACAACUAAUCGCAUUAGAUAUUUAGU
Folsomia candida is the source of this 2231-nucleotide messenger RNA. RefSeq lists its product as uncharacterized. The record is from RefSeq and is a predicted model, not a curated record. The transcript has 4 exons. Bases 390 to 2213 code for a protein of 607 amino acids. NCBI's taxonomy places the organism in Eukaryota, Metazoa, Arthropoda, Collembola, Entomobryomorpha, Isotomidae.